GCGAGCUGCGGGAAGCGGCGGGAGCGCGCAGCGCCGGGAGCCGCGGGCGGGGGCGCGCGGCACGGCGUCUCCAGCGGCGGCGGCGGCGGCUAUGGCGGCGGCGGCCUCCCAGCGAGACCCGGGGGACUGGCAAGACUUUUCGGGCUUCCAGCCCUCGGCGGGGAACGGCACCGAAGCUGCCCGCGACAAAGGCGGCUGGGGCGGCGGUGGGGAUUUGGUGGCGAAGUUGUCCCUCUGUUUUGAGCCCCCGCAGGCCCGGUCUGGCGGCGGCGAGAGCCGCGUUCCGCUGCGGCCCCUCACGGAGCAGAGCGCCCUGCAGGACGACGAGAUUUGGAAUGCUUUGACUGAUAAUUAUGGUAACGUAAUGCCUGUUGACUGGAAAUCUUCACACACCAGAGCUUUGCACUUGCCAACACUGAAUCUUUCAGAAAAAGGGGUAAAUGAUAACUUGAACCUUGACCUGUCAGAUGAUGAAGAGCUGAGAGAACAGUUGGAUAUGCAUUCUAUCAUUGUUUCCUGCAUCAAUGAUGAACCUCUCUUCACAGCAGAGCAGGUGAUUGAAGAAAUAGAGGAAAUGAUGCAGGAAUCACCUGAUCCAGAAGAUGAUGAAACACCCACCCAAUCAGAUCGGCUCUCCAUGCUUUCCCAGGAAAUUCAGACGCUCAAGAGAUCCAGUACAAAUAAUAGCUACGAAGAGAGAGUAAAAAGAUUGUCUGUUGCUGAGUUAAAUGAACUCCUAGAAGAAAUUGAGACUGCUAUUAAGGAUUAUUCUGAGGAACUGGUACAGCAGUUGGCUCUACGAGAUGAGUUGGAGUUUGAGAAGGAAGUGAAAAACAGCUUCAUUUCUGUGCUCAUCGAAGUACAAAACAAGCAGAGAGAACACAAAGAAACGGCAAAGAAGAAAAAGAAGCUGAAAAAUGGUAGUCCUCAGAAUGGCAAACAAGAGAGAGGUCACAUGCCUGGAACACGCUUCAGCAUGGAAGGGAUCUCAAAUGUCAUACAGAAUGGCUUCCGCCACACGUUUGGAAACGCAGGUGGAGAGAAACAGUACUUAACAACCGUCAUUCCUUAUGAGAAGAAAAAUGGACCCCCAUCUGUGGAAGAUCUUCAAACACUAACUAAAAUCCUGCAUGCCAUGAAAGAGGAUAGCGAGAAAGUGCCAAGCUUGUUAACAGACUAUAUUUUAAAGGUUCUGUGUCCUACAUGAAGAGGGCUGCCUUUCAGAAUUAACCAUGCUCCUUUCUGUGAUGAGAAGCUUUCCAUGGAUAUAACUCAGUAUUUUUUCAUUUGGCACUAUACUUAAACCAGUAUGCAUUUGCCUCCUCUGUAUGUGCGUGGAUUUUCUGAUCCUACAGUAAGUCUUCUGGGCAUGACAACUCAUCCAUUUUAACUUAAUAGUGCAAUGAACUGGAGCAGGGAACAAACAUUGUACAGUUUUACUCACAAUUGUUCUGGCUUUUUAAAGUCUAUUUUUACAUUGUAUAGCAUGUAGUAAAUCCUCCUGCACAUUUUGUUGUUGGAAGGAAAAGCAGACUUUGAAUAGUGUAAAUAAAAUAAGCCUAGCUUUAAGGAAUCCAUAUUUAAAAGCAUCCUUAGUUCCUAUAGCAAAGAUGCAAAAGGGUCAUAGUCAGGCUUGGACUGAAAGAUUCAAGUGAGUUCUCCAGAAGCACUCCAGAACAGUGUUGGUGGAAGUCAGCAUUUGACACUUCUUUUAAAACAGUAAUUUUGGUUGAACUAUACAACAGUAUUGUUCAUACAUUGAACAAAUCCAGAUUCUCUGAUGGUUUGGCAUAAAUAAUUGGUGUGUUAGCUAUCCUUGUUAUUUAACAUAAACAUCCAAGUAAUGUAAUAUUUCAUAUUUGUUUUUAAUUAUUAAUGUUCAUGUGGCUUAGAUAUUCUCCCAUAUUGCUGCUAUAAUUUUACUGGUUUUAAUAUGUGUUUGAUCUCAAUGAAAAUGCUUCAAUAUAUAAACAUUUUAAAAGGCUAUAUCUUUUUAAAAAUACAUGUACAGUUUGAAAAACUUGCACCUGGGUUCCAAGUUAGUAUUAUAUUUAGAUGUUUGUUGUUGUGUAUCUUUAAAUUUUACUACAAAUCUGUUGUAAAUUGUAUGCACUGUCUCCUCUGUGAUGAUGUAUCUGCAUUCAAACAGAUGAGAAUGUAUUUUACAAAUCUUGUAAAAAAAAAAAAAAAAAAAAAAAAAAAAAAAAAACCCAACCAUACCCCAUAAUUUCAACAUUAAAUACUUGUCACAAAUAAUUUUGCCAGUCUUAAAGAUUAGAUUGAAAUAUAAGGAGUACUAAUAAAAAUAAAGGAACUAUUUUCUAGGUUGAAUUCCUAUUGAUUUUACACACAGAUUUAUAUACCAUAUAUGUGAAGGCACUGGAAGAUAAGGUUCUAAGAGAUAAACAUGUCUUUUCUUCAACCAGGUUUUUUCCAUUUAAAGUCUUCAGUCUUUUUGUAAGUUGAAGAGAAAUUUGCUCCUGAAUACCUUUUGUCACUUCUUUAAUACUCAGUUUUAUGAUCGUCACCAAAUAAUCAUUUUGAUCAGUAAAACACAUUCAGUUUGAAAAUAGUUCUCGUAAUGCUUUCUCAUUAUUUUUUUUUUCUAAAGGCCACAAUAUUGUCUUCUGUGCCUUUUCAGUCGGUAGAGUUUUCAGCUUAAACUUCUUUCCUCCCUCUCCCACUUGACCACCAAUGGAUACUUGCCAGCCUGCUCAGGAAUAAAUGGAUCCUCUGCAUUGUGUGUCAUGUGAGGAAGUUUUUUUUGUUGCUUUUGUUCUCCUUCAUUUGUGGUUUUUCUAACAAGAAAGUUGCUGUUUAUUUCUGUAGCUGAUGUGUUAUGAAGUCAUUAUGGCAUGCUUGUUCUAUAGACAUGCUUGAUGUUGACUGUUGAUGCCUGGAAAUUGGCAAAGGGCAUGACCCUGCUUUGCUUUUUUUUUUUUUUUUUUUUUUAAAAAAAAAAAGACGCACAAAUUGUGAAACACACCACCUCUCCAAACGGAGACAUCUCUAUUCAGAGAUGCUUCAGUCUACUUUUGAGGCUUGAGGUGAAAAGAUAGAGCAACAAAAAAAAAAAAAAACCAACAAACCUUUUGAUAAAGUUUGUGUUGUUAGGUGCAGCAAAUCUUGGAUGACUUAAAGUCAUGACAUACUAGAAGUAGUAAAACUUGAAUGAAAACCCAACACUAAAGACCAGAAACAGCUUUAGUGAGCUAAGCAUCAGCUUGGGUAUAUCUUGGCCCUCAUCAGACUAAAUAGGAUUUCAUUAUGAAAAGUACCUGUUUGCCUUGUAUAUAGAAUCCUGGCAUUAAACAACAGCCGCCAAAGGUGACAAAUAUUAUAUAUAUAUGUAUACACACAUACACUUAUAUAUGUACAUAAAAAAAUAGAUCUCAAAAUAUUUGAAUAAAAAGAACCAUGCAAAUCUG
Messenger RNA from Chroicocephalus ridibundus (black-headed gull), 3428 nucleotides. RefSeq names its product fasciculation and elongation protein zeta 2 (gene FEZ2). The coding region runs from base 92 to 1207 and encodes 371 amino acids. The transcript has 9 exons. Gene Ontology annotation, cellular component: axon; cytoplasm. The record is from RefSeq and is a predicted model, not a curated record. NCBI's taxonomy places the organism in Eukaryota, Metazoa, Chordata, Aves, Charadriiformes, Laridae.